AUGCCAGUCGAUCUCGACCAUGACAUUUACCCAAGUGUGAGGAAGGACCGAUAUGACGUAAGUGACUUCAUCAUCCUAUACUGUCCACCCCCUCCAUAUGUCUUCUUUGGGGAAAUAUUCUCUCAGUGUACAGAAUUUGGAUGGGCACCAGAUUUCUCCGCAAACGCGUGUUACGCCCCCUGCUCUGCCCCGGGAGUACCAGUGUAUCUAACACAUGGAGAUGCAUCAUCUGGAGAAAGGAAAGAUCAGUAUGACCACGGAACCACUUUGGUGUUUUCUUGUACUACUACAUGGCGAGUACUGAGCUCGACGCCGAAUCCCACUUGUCAUGACGGAGCAUGGGUUGGCCUAGAUUUUCCAACGUGCGAAGACCCGGUGUGCACCAUUCCUAUCGAUCUGGAUCCGGAUAUCCGAAUAAAUCCGUCUCAAGCCGAAUACAUGUUGGAUGACCUCAUACUUCUCUAUUGCCCUCCUGUACCAUACGCCACGAGAGGGACAGCUUUUUCUGUAUGUACAGAGGGAAGGUGGGAGCCAGAUAUAUCAGACAAUGCUUGUUAUGCGCCUUGCGAGGCAAUAGUUUCGUCUGGACCAUUAGUGUUCACUAUGACGAAAGGCCUGGUCAGGGAUGACAAGUAUACCCACGACUCAGUCUUGUCAUUCAGCUGUACCCGCGGAGUGCUCUCUGGACCUUCUCUUCUGACCUGUGUAGAUGGGACAUGGACUCCUAGUGAUCAACCAAGCUGCAUGUUUGCUGGGACAACAGAGGCAGUCACCACAUCGGAACCCAAGCCCAUCUUCACCCAAGAGUACUUCACUCUUCCACCCGAUGGACAGAAUUGCACAGUUUACCCGACUAUUCUUGACACCGACCUCUACGUGAUUCCGCAGCAGUCCCGGCUCGACAACCAAUUCAUCCACGGUGAUAGUUUUCUUCUCUACUGCAAUGACACCAUCUCAACUCCUAUGAUCUGGUUCACAUUCUGUUGGGAUUCUAGAUGGUACCCUGACCCAUCUCAACGAUUCUGCUACAGAUACUGUGAGGUGCCUGAAGUUCCUCCGGGUGUGCUGCACUUCCUGACUUCAACAGGAAAUUCAUCUUCGACAUUUUAUGAACAUUCUAGUGAGAUCGGUUUUAACUGCUCUUUUGCCACAAGACCCAUCCUUCAAGGUACAGAGACCAUGGUAUGUACAGAUGGUUUAUGGUCACCUACAGAGGUUCCAACUUGCACAGGAGCAUCUACAACUUCAUAUUCAACUACCUCAUUAGCACCAGGGACAACCGAUGAGUUUACGGGUGGAACUUGGAUAUUGACGACGGAGUCACACAUUUCGAUAACCUCCGAUUCGCCUAUUUCUUAUUCUGAAGUUGGCUCUAGCGACUAUACUACCACUAAUGAUAUUAUUACGGUUCACAAAUCAACUGAUUAUAAUUAUAUGGAUAAGACUUCGCUGGCAGUUUUGGAGACGAGUGAUACGUUUUCAACUGAUCCCACAAACGAAUGGACAACCAAUUUCCGUGCUACCAAUGAUAUCCUUACAACUCUUACUAGUUUUAAGCCACCGCUGAGAACAUCCGAGACAACAGGGCAUCCAGUAACCAGUGAUCGGGCCAGUGAUCCCACCACAAACGUGUUGCCAGAAAUCAAAAGUUCUGCAACACCUGUUUCAAACUUCCAAACUCCUACCGAAAAUACAGGCGUAGGAGAAACAGAUCAAACGACAGUCUUUUCGAAAACUAUUGGUGUCAGCGAACAGUCUCCUGGAAAUCCUCAAACCAUACAAGGACUCACAACGGAAAUAGCAAUGAACACACUAAAAUCAGACAGAAUCCAUUCCAGUUCAGCAACAAUAAGCCCUACUACCAUUGCACAGGAGGAAACCCUUUCGACAAGUACUUUAGACGUUUCCAUGAAAGGAACACUUACAUCGUUCUCUACCCUUUUUGAAGGCACCACUGACACAACAGAGGGCGCUCCUUCAAGUGACGUGACUGUCACUCCAGGCCUCAGAACUACCUCGCAGUAUAUCGCAGUCAUGUCAACAAGCAAUGACAUCUCCAGCGAUACCUCAGAUAUCGUACCUACCUCUUUUAAUCUUGGUGAGACUACAACAACCACAAACCCUCUGUCAAGUUACCAGUCGACCACCCCAAUGGUUCCUGUUACCCCUAUUCUUGAAACAACUGUAACGGAAGAAGAAUCUACUACAAUUUCACCAGACAGGACUGGGCCGUUAACUAAAACAAACAUUGUUACAGUUGAUCAACAAGGGACUACGGAAGAAAGAGGGACCCAGACAGCUUGGUGGGUAAUAUUUGCUAGUAGCAUAGGAGGGGCAUCGCUACUAUGGUUGUUGGCUUCUUGUGGCACCCUCAUAUUCGUUAUCAUGUCUAAACAGAGACGAAGGAGCGAUCACAAUAGGUUCGAUGCAUCAGAUUCUAGUGAAAGUGUCGAGUCCAGCGUUGUAUACAACCCAGGCGCAAUCAUGUACUCAGACCCGGAAGAUCCAGGCAUACUUCACUAUUAGUUGGGAGAAAAAAAAAACAGUGAAAGACUUUAAAAUUACUUUAUGGAUAAUCCAGAGGGACAAAUAUUAUGAAUCAAUUUUUAAAUGUCCCAAUUCAGAGGGAUAAUUUUUCGGAGAGACAAUGGACAUGGCAUCCCUGGCACACGAAGACGCAUUUUCCUACAUGCAGUCGAUCGCGUUCUUCGCAAUGAUAGCUAGAUUUCCUGACCGAAUUCCUACGUAUGCCCUUAACUAUUGUUUGUUUUGCAUGAUUACAGAUACAAUAUAAUUUUUUAUUAAUAAUCUAAUGCUCAAAGUGACGCCCAGACAAUUACCUGAAAUGCAUAUCGAAUGGGUUUGUUUUUUUAAGAGCCAAGCUUUGAAACACAUGGAUCUCUCAAUGGCUUACAAAAGCUAGUUUUAAUAUUUAUCCUUAAGUUAGGUUGAUUAAAGAAGUCCAAAUUCGGCCAGUAAAUCAAUCGAAGGCAAAACUGUA
Molecule: messenger RNA, 3001 nt
Organism: Lytechinus variegatus (green sea urchin)
Lineage: Eukaryota; Metazoa; Echinodermata; Echinoidea; Temnopleuroida; Toxopneustidae
Exons: 10
Coding region: 1-2526 (841 amino acids)
Source: RefSeq, a predicted model, not a curated record